Molecule: messenger RNA, 768 nt
Organism: Oncorhynchus keta (chum salmon)
Lineage: Eukaryota; Metazoa; Chordata; Actinopteri; Salmoniformes; Salmonidae
Exons: 6
Coding region: 1-768 (255 amino acids)
Source: RefSeq, a predicted model, not a curated record
AUGUUCUCCAUUUUGCUCUACGACCCCCACAAAGUCUUGGGAGUGUCUGAAGUUGAGAAGCAGAAGUUUCUAAAUGUAUCGGGGAUCAUUCUGCCUCCCCGGGUCAUUGUGGGUCAGAAGGGCAGGGUGACCAUCAGUGUGGAGGGGAGGAGGGUGGACAGGGUCCAGACCACCUGGUUUCUCAAUGACACCCCCAUUUCAGACACCUCACACACAGUCUCGGAGAAUGGUCCUCUGCUGCUCUCUGGUGGCGACAUGGGCUAUUACAAGCUGCACACCCAGGGCCCGCUGCACUCGACGGGGGACAGCAGCAAGCAGCGACUGCUGUCCUCGCUCUCCUUCAUCCCCCUGAUCUCCAUCCACAAGGGUGCGGUGUUCAAGUGCCAGGUGUCUUAUGUGGGGAAAGACCAGGUUGUGGUGGAGAGGGUGUCAGAAAAGUUCACCAUAUUAGCUCCCCCCAAGGUCUCAGAGAUUCAGCUCACAGAGGCAGGUGAUGACUCCAGUGUGGUCACCCUGACCACCCAGGCCUCGUGCUUCCAUCCAGACAUCAUCACCUUCCGUUGGUUCUGCCAGGGGGGCGAACUGAGCCCCGUGGCUUCCCAGGCCCUGUCUGCCCCACGGCCCGACACCCAGGGCUUCUUCUCGGCCAUGAGCCAGUGCAAGCUGCCCCGCGCCGAGCUGGAGCACGGCGGCACCAAGGUGUGGGUGAGCGUCCAUCACAUCGCCCUCAAGCACCCCGUCACCCGCGAGACCCGAGAAGUUUCAUAA